This is a messenger RNA of Plasmopara halstedii, 406 nucleotides long. RefSeq lists its product as uncharacterized. NCBI's taxonomy places the organism in Eukaryota, Oomycota, Peronosporomycetes, Peronosporales, Peronosporaceae. The record is from RefSeq and is a predicted model, not a curated record. The coding region runs from base 87 to 398 and encodes 103 amino acids. The transcript has a single exon.
CGCUGUCAUAGUACUCGUUACGUCUAUGAAAAUAUAACACAUUGUGACAUUUGCUAUGUCAUGCUCUUUAUAUAUCCAUGUAGAGCAUGGUACAAUGUAGAUUUGCGUAUCCAAGAAGCCGUAAGAACAAGGUGAGCAGUGACUUUGUAGAAAUUGCGUAUCCGGAAGGUUUCGAGCUUCAAAUGGAUAGUACACCUGCACUCUCACUUGUGCAAUGCCUCACAUCGAAGGAAUCAGGAAUCUAUACAACCCGAGUGUCUGAACAUAUACCUCUUGAUUUGAGCAAUCGAUUGCAGCAACUACUUCCACAGAAUAGUGAAGCUAAUUUGACAGGGAUUCUAUUCCGUUGGCCUCUAACACGUUCAUUGUGCCAUUUACCUCGUCCUACCAACGCUUGAUAAUACGA